CAGUGAGCUCUUCACUCUCUGCAGUAACCACACCAGCACACAGGACCUGUUCCAGUGCAAGACCAAUCUCUGGACAGGUAAGUUACUGCUGCUGUGGGCAGCAGGGAGCACUUUAAAGAGACUCAGCAUUUCCUGUGCUGUCAGUGGACACAUUCAGAAUUCAAGUCUGACCCAAGGAGUCUCCUUUCUUUCAGGAGCUGUGCCCUCUAGUGCUCAGCCAUGGGUCAGUCCACUUCCACAACAUCUGAUACAGAUGGUGGUCGUUUGGCCCUCAGCUUUGACAAAUUUUUAAAGAACUUCAAGUUGGAAAGCACAAUAGUCUCUCAGGACACCGUCAGGAAGAUUCAAUCACACCUGGAAGAAGGGGACCUUCAGAGUACAGUUUCUACAAUAAAUAAAGUACUGAGAGACAUUGACAGUGCUCCACUAAAUAUUGCUGUGACUGGGGAGUCUGGGACAGGGAAGUCCAGCUUCAUCAAUGCCCUGCGGGGGGUGGGGCAAGAGGAAGAAGGGGCUGCCGAAACGGGGCCAGUGGAGACAACAGUGGUGAGAACCCCCUACAAACACAAGAAAUUUCCCAAUGUGACAUUAUGGGACCUGCCUGGAAUGGGGACCACUAAGUUUCAGGCACACAGGUAUCUGCAGGAAAUGAAAUUUGGUGACUAUGACUUCUUUAUUAUCGUGUCUGCUACACGCUUCAAAGAUACCGAAGUGCAUUUGGCAACAGCAAUUAGAAAAAUGAAGAAGAAUUUCUACUUUGUCCGAACUAAAGUGGACAGUGAUGUAUAUAAUCAAAGAGUGAGUAAACCCUCCAUAUUCAAUAAGGACGAACUCCUGCAAAAGCUCCGUGAUGACUGUGUGACACAUCUGAAGAAUGCCAAUAUGCGGAACAUUCCGAUCUUCUUAGUCUCCAGCUUUGAGUUGGCCAGCUAUGAUUUCCAAAGACUAGAGACUACCCUUCUGAAGGAGCUCCCAGCCCACAAGCGCCACAUCUUCAUGCAAUACCUGCCGAAUGUGACCGAGGCCGCCAUUGACCGGAAGAGGGACUCUCUGAAACAGAAGGUCUGGUUGGAGGCCCUGAAGGCUGGCGCAUCUGCCACCAUCCCUUUGGUGGGCUACCUCAGUGAAAACGAUGUGGAGACUUUAAAGGAGACUCUAACUCUCUACAGAUCUUACUUUGGACUGGAUGAUGCAUCCUUAGAAACCGUGGCCAAGGACUUGCACGUGUCGGUGGAGAAACUCAAGGCAAACCUUAUGUCACCCCACUUGCUCUCAGUUGAAAAGGAUGAUGAGUCCUUAGGGGACAAACUGUUGAGAUGUUUGGAAAAAAUCUGCUCUAUUAGUGGAGGACUCAUUGCCACUGGUCUUUACUUUCGGAAGAUAUUCUAUUUGCAAAAUUAUUUCCUUGACACCGUGGUGAGGGAUGCAAAACUUCUUCUUAAAAAAGAAGAGAUUUUUAAGGACUCUGAGGGCUCUGAGCAAACCUACAUGCAUCAGGAGGUCAGGGAUGAAAAUGGGAAAAGUGAGGCAAGUAGCUCCUGAAUUAUUCUUGGUGUUGGCAUGGCACUGGUGCCUGGAAAGUUGACAUAAGGUUUCCUUGAAGCAAUCUUGACCCACUGCCCUCAGAAUAUCACAGACAUUUUCAUAAUUCACUCUUGAACAAACUACAAACUUAAUGACUAUAAUUUGACACUGAGAGCAAUAAGCUCUCAAGAAUCCUUUCAUAUGACCUUUCUUGGGAAAAUGAAGGACAUAAGUCUGCAAUUUUCUGCUUAUUAGAGAGAAUAACUCUUUGUGUGAUGGUUACUUCAUAUCAGGCACUGGUCUUCUUAAUGACAUACUAGUAACAAAUGGCUGUGCAUACAGUAGGUCCUCAAAAAUGCUUUUUACACUUUUAAUGUUUGUUUAUUUUGAGAGAGAGAGACAGAAACAGAGAGACAA
Hyaena hyaena (striped hyena) is the source of this 1941-nucleotide messenger RNA. RefSeq names its product T-cell-specific guanine nucleotide triphosphate-binding protein 2-like. The record is from RefSeq and is a predicted model, not a curated record. The transcript has 2 exons. NCBI's taxonomy places the organism in Eukaryota, Metazoa, Chordata, Mammalia, Carnivora, Hyaenidae. The coding region runs from base 220 to 1542 and encodes 440 amino acids. Gene Ontology annotation, cellular component: endoplasmic reticulum membrane. Gene Ontology annotation, molecular function: GTP binding; GTPase activity. Gene Ontology annotation, biological process: defense response; cellular response to interferon-beta.